Messenger RNA from Leucoraja erinaceus (little skate), 3685 nucleotides. RefSeq names its product MARVEL domain-containing protein 3-like. Gene Ontology annotation, cellular component: membrane. Lineage: Eukaryota; Metazoa; Chordata; Chondrichthyes; Rajiformes; Rajidae. The transcript has 4 exons. Bases 676 to 1800 code for a protein of 374 amino acids. The record is from RefSeq and is a predicted model, not a curated record.
UGUAUGGUUAUAGAGGUGUUUGUAGUGUUUGGUUGGGUUUAGAGGGGUUUUGAAGUGUUUGGAGGGGUUUGGAUGGCUUUAGAUGCGUUCACAGGGGUUUAGAGGGGGUUAGAAGUGUUUAGGGGUGUUUACUGGGGUUUAGAGUGGUUGGCAGCAGGUUAGUGGGGUUUAUAGGAGUUUAGAGAGAUUUAGAGAGGAUUACAGAGGUUUAUACGGGGUUUAAAGGAGAUUACAGGUGUUUAGAGUUGUUUAUAUGGGGUUUACAGGGGGUUAGAGAGGGUUCGAGAGGUUUACAGGUGUUUAGAGGGUUUUAGAGGGGUUUGGAGUGGUUUAGAGGAGUACUCCACAGUACUUUCCACUUCUGGGAGUGAGUGGAGCAGGGCAGUGGCCAUGAGCCGGGGCCGGAGCGCUCUCUGAAGGGCAGUGUGAAUCAGGCAUGUGUUGCUUCGCUGGCAACUUCCACCCGGGCGAGUUUCGGUCAGGUGCUCGGGAGUCGCUUGUCCGCAUAUUUGACGUGCUCCACAUUUUUAAGAAGACGAUCGGCGAUCAGCACAACCUCAGAAAGCUAAAAACUAUCUUGGUUGUUGGGCCGAAGAUUGUGCCUCUUGCAGCAGUGAUUGGGGAGAUGCCGCGGUGUGUAGUCGCAGGAGGAACACACCAACACUGACUGAGACAAUGGCCCACUCAGCAAACAAGGUGGACGUAAAUUUAAGAGUACAAGAUAACGUUAGGAAGGAGCAGCAUUGUCAUCAUGAACAUUAUAUUAAGCAUUCCAAUCCUCGCAAAAGUCACGGGGACGGCAGCAGAAACGCCAGAGGAAGAGAUUACUCGCAACGGAAUAGCGAUCCAGAUAGAGAUGUGAGGAGGGAAAGGCCAGAAGGGAAAAGAUCUCAAGUUCGAGAUGUCCACAAUCGUGGAGAUCGUACAAGGGAAGACAAGCAGAGAAUGGAAAGGGAAUACCACAAAAGGAAGAAUCAAAGCCAUCCCUCCAGAUGUGACCAGCAGCCAAAUUACAAAACUGAAAAAGAGAUUCCUUUACCACAUGAUGGUCGUGAUUUCUACGGAUAUAAAUAUUACGCUGAAACUUUACCAUCUGAAUAUGUAAUAACUGAAGAUAAAAUAUCUAUGCAUGAGUUUAAGCAUGAAGAUUCAGGUGGAAUUUCAAACCGUUCCAGCUGUCGUUACCUCUGCACAAAUCGAGGUAUAGUACAGAUGCUGGAGGCCGUGUUAAACCUGCUGGUGUUGGUGUGUGUGGUGGCAUCAUAUGUCGUUCUCUCGGGAUACAGCAGCAAUGGCGGACUGGCAACAAGCUUCUUCAGCAUCAACAGCAAUUAUUCUCCACUUGAAGGGGAACAACUAAAGGAUGUACAGAAACUUGAUCGAGAGUUUAUUCUAUUGCGAGCACCUGAACUCUACUCUGGCAUUGGAGUGACCAUCGCCAUGUUUGCCAUUACUCUGGCCAUUAUGAUUAAGGGCGCUCAGAAUUUACAUAAUAUGCCCUUGAAGUGGUUGAUUUUUGAAGUAAUAUUCAAUAUACUGGCUUCUCUGGGUUAUGCAGCAGCAAUUGGUGUUUACUUGUAUUUUGUCCUGCAGGUUAAUGGCACCGACAUUUGCAAGAGGAGGGAGCUCCUCUAUGCACGAUAUGGUCUGAACUGGAUGAAUUGUGACUUGUCUGGAUCCGAUGCUGCCGCAGCCUGUUUUGCCAUAAUCCUUGUCAUUUGUCAUUGUGUGAGUGCUAUACUGGCUGCAAAAUUAUGCCGAACAGUCAGAGAACUAAACAAAAACACCCCACAUUCGUAAAAUAAUAUUAUGUAUUAAUUCUAUCGCAAGGUGCAGCAUAAUAUGCAGUGGUAUACAGAACACCAAACAUUAGAUCCUAAAUCAAAAUAAAAUUAUUAGCUGGAUAUGGAAGAGGAACUAUAUCUAAUUUUGUACUGAGAGAAAACUUGUAGAUUUAAUCAGUACAUUUUACUGCUUAUGAAGGAAAUUCAUUGAAAAAAAAUGUCAGUUCAAAGCCUAUUUACAGCAUUAAUAUUCCUUCCUCUCAGGGUUUUGUUUCAAUUCCAAUUGGUAUUCUAAUGAUGAAAGUAUUUUUUUAAUUCAAAGGUUAAUUAUUUUCAGAUUAGCUAUUAGAUAAUGGGUGACCAAAACCCCCCCCCCUCAAAAUGCAACCACGGUAAACAUCACAAUGAUUGUGUUCAAUCAACCGUGUGAAUCUCUGUUGUUUAUGUUAUCAAUCACCAAAUCAUCUUCUUCUAUCUGCUCUGCAUGGCCCCCUUCACUAAGAUCCAACAUUAUUAAAAUCAGCAGCGUUUGAUGACACUGGGCCUGUAUUCGCUGGAGUUUCUUUAGUCAGAGGGUGGUGUAUCUGUGGAAUUAAUUACCACGUAAGGCUGUGGAGGCCAAGUCAAUGGAUACUUUUAAGGCAGAGAUGGAUAGAUUCUUGAUUAGUACAGGGGUUAGGGAUUAUGGGGAGAAGGCAGGAGAAUGGGGUUUAGAUAGAGAUAGAUCAGCCAUGCUUGAAUGAUGUAGUAGAUUUGAUGGGUAAAAUGGCCUAAUUUUGCUCCUUUCACUUAGUUAUGACCUUAUGUUGUUAUUUGUGAAACCUGCUGAGGUAAAUUAGAAUCCUAUGUUUCUGCUUCCUGUGUAGACUUCUCCCUCUGCUCCACUAUCAGCGGGAAUGUUCUAUCUCUGCUACACUUUCUGAACCAGUGGGCAAUUAAAAGGGUCCAUGAGGAGCAACAAAAUGGAGUUGGAUUAAGGAAAUUCCCAGUGUUUUUUAUACCUUUUUAAACACGAGGGGGUAAUCUGGGAGAAGGUAGGAUUGCAGGAUAAAGGAGGGAAUUUGUGCUUGGAGUCUGGGGAUGUGGGCAAGGUACAAAACAACUAAGUUGUAUCUGUUUUCACCAAGGAGAUGGGCAUAGAGGACAGGGAGAUCGACUUGUAGAAUACUAAUAUGCAAGGGGGGUUUAAGAUUUAUAAGAGGGAUUCAAAAGUGUUUAUUUGCCAUAUGCACCAAAACGGAACAAUGAAAUUCUUACUCAAUUUCAAAUGUUUCCACUAGUUUAUUCCCAAUUCUGACCUACACGACCACUUCCCAACCCUAACCUCAGUUGCAGCAUAACAUUUGCUUUCAGACUGUAAAUCCUCACACUUGAUAAAUAUAUAAAACUGACGUGUAUGUUAAUGUAGAUGGGUUGGUUAGUAAGUGUGCGCAUGACAGCAGAAUUGCCGUGGUCAUGGUCUGUGAGGAAGGUUGUCAAACUAUACAGUGGAAUCUAGAUCAGCUACUGUAAUGGAUGGAGAAAUGGCAGAUGGAGUUUAAUCUGAACUUGCAUGAGGUGCUGAACUUUAUGACAUUGCAUGUAAGGGUGAAAUAUACAAACAAUGGGAUGACCCAUAACAGCAUGAUGUACAGCGAGAUCCAAGGGUCCAGGACCGUAACUCUCUGAAAGUGGCAACACCAGUAGACGGAGUGGAAAAGAAGGCACAUGGUCUGCUUGGCUUGCUUGGUUGAGGCAUUGAUGAUAAGAGUCAGGAAGUCAUCAUACAUUGGACUUUGGUUAGGCCGCGUUUGGAGUAUUGCACAAAAGGACACAAAGUAACUCAGCUGGCCAAGCAGCAUCCAUGGAGAAAAUGGAUAGGUGACAUUUUGGGUCGAGACCCUUCUUAGACGAUUGUGUGU